GUGUGUGUGUGUGUGUGUGUGUGAGUGACCUAAGUCUAAUUGUGUUCAAGUGUGAAUAUGUGUUUUGGGCCUUUUGGUCUCUGUACUUGUCUGUUAUGUGCCUCUGUUCCUCUGGGAAAAGCUCUGUGAACUGUCUGUAGGUUCUUUAAGUGUUGGGGGCCAGGAUCUCUUCCAUUCCCGCAGGGAACUGGGCUGCUGCCCCUCCGGGCUUCUAGGUCUAGUCCUUGAGCUCCAAGGUGUAUGGAUCUAUGGGGUUUUACUGAAGCUGACUUGGGUUAAGCUUAGAAUCUGAGUCUCCAUCAUCAAGAAGGGAGAAACCCAGGGACCAGACCUCCCCAAUCUCUAGACUGCCAGGGAUCUGGCUGACAUGCUACAGUAUUACUUCUUAUUCCCACAGAUACUGAAGAAGUUGUUGCUGGAGCCAUCAGGCCCUGGCCAGGACAUGAGGGAGGAGCCACGGUUAUGGCCUCUGCCCUCAGGCCUCACCGGGCUCCUGCUCCUCUUCCUUUGCAGUAGAGCAUUAAGCAAUGAAAUCCUGGGGCUGAAACUUCCCGGGGAGCCUCCACUCACUCCCAACACCGUGUGCCUAACGCUUCCUGGUCUCAGUAAGCGUCAAUUCGGCCUGUGCCUGCGCAGCCCCGACGUGACGGCGUCUGCGCUACAGGGUCUGCACAUUGCGGUCCACGAGUGCCAGCACCAGCUACGGGAUCAGCGCUGGAAUUGUUCGUCCCUGGAGGCCAGCGGCCGGCUACCACAUCACAGUGCCAUCCUGAAGCGGGGUUUCCGAGAGACUGCCUUCUCUUUCUCCAUGCUAGCUGCUGGGGUCAUGCACUCAGUGGCCACCGCUUGCAGCCUUGGUAAACUGGUGAGUUGUGGUUGUGGCUGGAAAGGCAGUGGAGAACAGGACCGGCUGAGAGCCAAACUAUUACAGCUACAGACACUGUCCCGUGGCAAAAGCUUUCCCAACUCUCCAGUUGGCCUUGGACCCAAUUCAGGCACCAUCCCUGGUCCCCAGGAUACAUGGGAAUGGGGUGGCUGCAACCAUGACCUGGACUUUGGGGAAAAAUUCUCUCGGGAUUUCCUGGAUUUGAGAGAGGCUCCACGAGACAUCCAGGCACGAAUGAGGAUCCACAACAAUCGGGUGGGGAGACAGGUGGUGACUGAGAAUCUGAAACAGAAAUGUAAGUGCCAUGGCACAUCAGGCAGCUGCCAGUUCAAGACCUGUUGGAGAGCAGCACCAGAGUUCCGGGUGGUUGGGGCAGCACUUAGGGAACGAUUAAACCGGGCAGUCUUCAUCAACGCCCACAACCGCAACUCAGGUGCCUUCCAGCCCCGGCUUCGCCCUCGACGUCUCUCGGGUGAACUCGUCUACUUUGAGAAAUCUCCUGACUUUUGUGAUUGGGAGCCAGCCCUGGGAUCACCAGGCACCCAAGGACGUGUCUGCAACAAGACUAGCCGCCUCCUGGAUGGUUGUGGGAGUUUGUGCUGUGGGCGAGGGCAUAAUGUUCUCCGUCAGACCCGUGUUGAGCGAUGCCACUGCCGUUUCCAUUGGUGCUGUUAUGUUCUCUGUGAUGAAUGCCGGGUCACUGAGUGGGUAAAUGUCUGCAAAUGA
Phascolarctos cinereus (koala) is the source of this 1612-nucleotide messenger RNA. RefSeq names its product Wnt family member 10B (gene WNT10B). Gene Ontology annotation, molecular function: frizzled binding; cytokine activity. Lineage: Eukaryota; Metazoa; Chordata; Mammalia; Diprotodontia; Phascolarctidae. The record is from RefSeq and is a predicted model, not a curated record. Gene Ontology annotation, cellular component: extracellular region. Gene Ontology annotation, biological process: multicellular organism development; canonical Wnt signaling pathway; neuron differentiation.